CCCGGGAUGCAAACAUCUCUGCCAAGCACUGAACACCACCAAAAACAUCCGUCUGUCUGUCUGCAUUGGGGCGUUGUGCAGAGCAGAGCCAGCGUUGCUGGGAAGGAACGAAGGGAGGUCAAGGACAAGUUAAAAUUGGAAAGAAAGCUGAACAUGCCGUUUCGUAGCCUUCGCUUCCCUUGCAGUUACAUGUUCACCAGAGAAGUUUAACAGGGAAGCCCCAGUCCAGCACAGGGAUCCCAGCACCUGCACAGCAGCAUGGCUCCAGGAACCCAGUGAAGUUCUGCAGGCAACCACAGCCCAGGGGCAGAGGAGUGACGGCGGGCACAGCCCAAGCCGCGUGGCGGUGGCAAGCAUUGGGGCUAGCGGCACAGCCCCGGCGUGGCCAUGGGGCAGCGAUGCAUGGACAAGCUGUCCUCAUUCCUCUUCGAGUAUGACACCCCCCGCAUGGUGCUGGUGCGGAAUAAGAAGGUGGGACUGACCUUCCGGCUGAUCCAGCUCAUCGUCCUGGCGUACAUCAUAGGGUGGGUUUUCCUCUAUGAGAAAGGCUACCAGACACAGGACAGCAUCGUCAGCUCUGUGUCAGUGAAACUCAAGGGCCUGACAAUGACCAACGAGAGCACCUUGGGUCCACACAUCUGGGAUGUGGUGGAUUAUGUCUUCCCACCCCAGGGGGACAGUUCUUUUGUGGUGAUGACCAACUUCAUUAUCACUCCUGGACAGAAACAAGGAACCUGCCCUGAGGUGCCGGAUACUGGUCUCUGCAGCCAGGACAGCGACUGCAGUAAGGGGACAUACAGCCGCCAGGGGCAAGGAAUCAUGACAGGCAAAUGCAUUCAUUUCAACACUUCAGUGAAGACCUGUGAAAUCUUUGGCUGGUGUCCUGCUGAAGUGGACUACCCCGUCCCCAACCCUGCCCUGUUGCCAGAAGUGGAGAAGUUCACCAUAUUCAUCAAGAACAGCAUCACCUUCCCCAAGUUCAAGGUGUCCAGGCGCAACUUAGUGGAGAGCGUCACCAUGCAGUACCUGAAGAAAUGCACGUACCACAAAGUCACCGACUCCUUGUGCCCUGUGUUUGACCUGGGAUAUCUCGUGAAGGAAUCAGGUCAAAAUUUCAGUAUGCUGGCUGUGAAGGGCGGUGUGGUGGGCAUCACCAUCGACUGGAACUGUGACCUCGACUGGCCUAUCCGGUACUGCAAGCCUAUUUACCAGUUCCACGGCCUGUACAAUGAUGACAGCAACGUUUCACCAGGCUUCAAUUUCAGAUAUGCCAAAUACUACAGAGAAGACGGGAUGGAAAAGAGGACGCUGUACAAGGUGUUUGGGAUCCGAUUCGACAUCUUGGUGAAUGGCAAGGCAGGCAAAUUUGACAUCAUCCCCACCAUGACCACAAUUGGCUCUGGGAUUGGUAUUUUUGGAGUGGACGGGACUACUACAAGCAGAAGAAGUUCAAGUAUGCAGAACAGGAGCCUUCGAGGUCAACGAAGAAAGGGAAGGAGCUGGACAGUGCACAGUGAGAGUCGUCAUCCCCAUCACCAGCUUCAAGGCAGCAGGAGCAGCGCCCGAUGUCGACUCACGGGAAUUCUGGGCACAGGGUUCGCUGGGUCGCUGGAGCAGGUGGCACCUGCAUGGGCCACUGGGGACCUGCUCUCACUAAGGCACCCACGGGACCUCCACCAGCCUUGUGUGGGCUGCUGGACCUGUGCUGAGCUGUCCUGCACUCCAAGCCUCUGCAGCCUUGAGCAGAUCCAGAUUGAGGAGAGGGUGUGGAAGGAGAGCCAGUGAGAACCAUGCUCAGCCCCUCAGCAUGGAAGAGAAAGAGUUAUUUUGUAAGAAUGUAUUUUAUUAAAUAAUAACAAUAAACCUUUAGUUUUUCUA
Messenger RNA from Meleagris gallopavo (turkey), 1878 nucleotides. It is a transcript of the gene P2RX1, whose product is annotated as purinergic receptor P2X 1. Gene Ontology annotation, cellular component: plasma membrane. Gene Ontology annotation, molecular function: ATP binding; purinergic nucleotide receptor activity; extracellularly ATP-gated monoatomic cation channel activity. The record is from RefSeq and is a predicted model, not a curated record. Gene Ontology annotation, biological process: response to ATP; calcium ion transmembrane transport. NCBI's taxonomy places the organism in Eukaryota, Metazoa, Chordata, Aves, Galliformes, Phasianidae.